Messenger RNA from Homalodisca vitripennis (glassy-winged sharpshooter), 2200 nucleotides. Its product is annotated as glucose dehydrogenase [FAD, quinone]-like. The record is from RefSeq and is a predicted model, not a curated record. Gene Ontology annotation, molecular function: flavin adenine dinucleotide binding; oxidoreductase activity, acting on CH-OH group of donors. NCBI's taxonomy places the organism in Eukaryota, Metazoa, Arthropoda, Insecta, Hemiptera, Cicadellidae. Bases 78 to 968 code for a protein of 296 amino acids. The transcript is spliced from 2 exons.
CUUGAACAAAGAUUAGGUAAAUAAACGAACUGAUAACUGGCAGCACUAGCAUCUCAUGUUCAGUGUUACUCAGACACAUGGUGCUGGUAAUCUUGUUCUGUGUUAUGCUCACUGUGAGAGCAAUCAGAAGAGAUGACUGCAUCACAACUCAGACUGAAAUCGGAGUUGAUUACAUCAGUCAACUGGAAGAGGCGAUCGGGGAUGCCGCUUGCCGUCUGGUAGACGACGUCACAUACACCGAUUAUAAUAUCAAAUACAAUGAAGUGUUUGACUUCAUCGUGGUAGGGGGAGGGUCCGCCGGGUGUGUUUUGGCCAACAGACUUUCCGAGAAUCCCGAAUGGAAUGUCUUGUUGUUGGAAGCUGGAGGGGAUCCCGACAUCACAAGUGAAUUUCCAGGGUUUUACGGUGAAGCUAUAAAUAGCGACCUUGACUGGCAGUUUCAUACGGAACCUGAGUCAACCAACUGUCGAGGAAUGGCAAACAACAGCUGUACAUGGGCUGCAGGCAAGGUUAUCGGUGGCUCGAGCACGAUAAAUGGUAUGCUUUACAUCAGGGGAAACCCCAGAGACUAUGACCAAUGGGAGAAUUUAGGCAAUCGUGGUUGGAGUUAUAGAUAUUUGUUAAGUUACUUUAAAAAAUCUGAAGAUCUAAGGUCCAAAGAAGUUGAAGCAGAUGAGAAUGCAGUUAAGUACCACCGAAAGGGAGGAUAUUUAAAGAUAGAAACGUUUAAAAAAAACAUAGACUGGUACAAAAAAGUCAUUUCUGAGGGAUUUAGCGAGCUAGGACUACAUUCAUUUCCGGAUAUUAAUGCUGAUCAUCAUGAGGGCUUUUUUCUAUCUUCAAGGAACCUUAAACGAUUCAAGACGAUGCAGUGCAGCAAAGGCAUUUUUACACAAUUUUCAAUCAAGACCGAACUUGAAGAUUUCCAAGAAUUCAUUGGUAGUAAAGGUUGUGAUAGACAAGAAUAAAAUAGCUCGUGGUGUACAGUUCAUAAAAAAAAGAAGACGGUUUACAGUGAAAGCCAAGAAAGAAGUCAUCCUGUCGGCUGGAUGUGUUAAUUCUGCGAAAUUGUUAAUGCUCUCAGGGAUCGGACCUCACAAACAUCUCGAAGAUUUAGGGAUCGAUGUGGUCACAAACCUAAGGGUUGGUUACAAUAUUCAAGAUCAUCUUAUAAUGAGAGGAUUCAUAGUAAGUUUUGAUAUUGAAGUGCCAAGUCCUGACUCAGUUAGUGACACUUUCAAUUUUUUGUUCCACUCAAGAGGUAAUCUAGCCAGUUUUAGCAGUACACUUGCAGUUGGUGGCUUUAUAAAGACUUUUGAAGCUGCGUAUCCAAACAUCCAAAUAUACUUCCUGUACUUUGCGAAAAACUCGACUGACAGUUUAAGGAUAACAUUAGAAAAAGUAGGUUACAAUGAUGACAUCAUAAAAGCCAUUUUAGAGAUAAACUCUAGGAAAUAUAUCUGGUUUAUUUGGCCCGUUCUUCUGAGACCAAAAAGCCGAGGAAGGAUUUUUUUGAGGAGCACUGAUCCUGAAGAUGAUCCUCUCAUAUAUCCCGGAUAUCUCUCCAAGCAGUCCGAUGUUAAAGAUUUGUUAGAUGCUAUCGGGUUCUUGAACGCUUUUGCACAGACAGAUGUGAUGAGAAGUUUAGGCGCCAGAGUGGAGAAGAUUGAAAUUCCAGCUUGUAGCUCGUUUCCGUUCCAGUCAGAGCUCUACUGGCGCUGUAUAAUUGCCCAGAUGUCCUCUCCCUCCUACCACCAGGUCGGCUCCUGUAUGAUGGGCCCUGCAAAGAGCAGAUGGUCUGUGGUAGACCCUCAACUGCGAGUGCAUGCAAUCGAGGAUUUGAGAGUAGUCGAUGCUUCAGUCAUGCCCAGAAUCACCUCUGGAAACACCAACGCUCCUGUUUAUGCAAUAGCAGAGAAAGCGUCAGAUCUCAUCAAAAACCGCUGGAAACGGAAAUGACGUUUCAUGUAAAAAUGCUAGUAAAAUGUUUUUCUGCAGAAAUUAUUUGCAUUUUAUAUAAAAUUAUUAACUUUUUUAAAGACUAAUCGCGUAUAGAGAGUUCAUUGGUAAAUAUUAUAAUAAGCUUGUUAAUACAAGAAUAUACAAAUUCAGAGGCUGCCUACUUUAUCCUCACUUUAACAGUCAAUGAUAAUGAUGUUUUAUAUAUUUUGAUGUACAAAUAAAAUACUAUUGAAACGUU